AUGGUACUGGUUCGUCUAAAACUAAAAAGAUUUCCUUCAGAAAGUUUCUCCAAACUACACGCGAGUCGUGCGAGUCCUUUUCAUAUUACUAAGAAAUUAGGCAGUAAUGCCUAUGCCAUAGACUUACCUUUUGAAUUUGAUAUUAGUCCAGUUUUCAACAUUGAAGACAUUACUGCCUUUAAAAGUGAUGAAGAUGUUUCAAGUCAUACUUCCAGAACGGAGGAAAUGCCAGCAGGCUUUCCUGAAGUCCCUACAACCACUACACCACAAGAGGACAUUGUCUCCAUCAUGGAUCACCAGUUCGUUUCUAUGCGUCGCAAGGGAUAUUACAAAUUUUUAGUUCACUGGCGACAUGGACCCCUCUCCGACUCAGCAUGGGUCAAAGGUAUUGAGCUUCAGCGACUGCACCCAGACUUGGUUACUGCAUAUGUUCACCAUAACUUGCCAGAGUCAAGUUCUUUAGAGGAGUUAGCAAUUGAUGCAAAUCAGGAGGAGACAGAGGAAGGAACCCUGUAA
Populus euphratica (Euphrates poplar) is the source of this 516-nucleotide messenger RNA. RefSeq lists its product as uncharacterized. The transcript has a single exon. Lineage: Eukaryota; Viridiplantae; Streptophyta; Magnoliopsida; Malpighiales; Salicaceae. Bases 1 to 516 code for a protein of 171 amino acids. The record is from RefSeq and is a predicted model, not a curated record.